AUGGCAUCGAGGCAGAACACGCGUGAGGCGCGCGCCGAGGCCGACGCGCGGCGCGCCGUGGAGGAGCUGGCGCGGGCGCGUGACGAGCACCUCGAGAAGGCGGAGUUGAACGCCCGCUCGGCCGCGGACGAGAUCGCGCGCUCGCGCGCCGACCGCGCCGGCGCCGGUGGCGGCGGCAUCCUGGAGAGCGUGCAGGAGGGCGCCAGGUCCUUCGCUAGCGCCGUGGGCCGCACCUUCGGAGGCGCCAAGGAUUCGGCGGUGGACAAGACGUCGCAGACGGCGCAGGCCACGGGCGAGAAGCUCGGCGAGUACAAGGACUACACCGCCGAGAAGGCCCGGGAGACCAAGGACAGCGUCGCGCAGAAGACGAGCGAGACGGCGGAGGCGACCAAGAACAAGCUGGGCGAGUACAAGGACAGCGCCGUGGAGAAGGCGAGGGAGACCAAGGACGCGGUGGCGCAGAAGACUAGCGAGAACGCGGAGGCGACCAAGAACAAGCUCGGGGAGUACAAGGACGCGGCGGCCGGGAAGGCGCGGGAGGCCGUGGACACCACCGCCGAGAAGGCGAGGCAGGCCAAGGACGCCACCAAGCAGAAGGCCCAGGAGACGAUGGGCGCCACCGCCGAAAAGGCGAGGGAGGCCAAGGACGUGACCAGGCAGAAGGCGAGCGAGUACACCGAGGCUGGCAGGGAGGCCGCGCAGGAGGCCAGGGACAGGACCCGGGCCACAGCGCAGACCGCCGCCGACAAGGCAAGGGAGACGGCCAGCACUCACGACACCGAUAAGGGGCAGGGACAAGGUCUGCUGGGGGCGCUGGGGAACGUGACGGGCGCGAUCAAGGAGAAGCUGACGCUGGGCCAAGGCCAGCAGCAGCAGCAAGUCGAUGUCCGGCUGGGCGGCGAGGACGAGCGCGCGGCGAAGGAGCGCGCGGCUGAGAAGGCGGCGUCGGUGUACUUCGAGGAGAAGGACCGGCUGAUGCGGCAGCGCGCGGAGGAGCGGGUGGACCAGCGCGUGGAGAAGUGCGUGGAGGGGUGCGCCGGCUCGUCCUGCGUGCACCGCCAGGGGAAGAUGUGA
Messenger RNA from Miscanthus lutarioriparius, 1074 nucleotides. The record is from the annotation of a GenBank genome assembly. Lineage: Eukaryota; Viridiplantae; Streptophyta; Magnoliopsida; Poales; Poaceae.